UAUAAAUCGUAAUGCUCGUUUUUCUCAUGGACCUAAUUAUCUCUCUGACAAGUUAAGAGUCAUUGAUUGGUAUAACUAUCCUUUACCAUAUUUGCCACAUAAGUUCAAGGGAAGAAUCUCAUUGUCUUUAAAAUGCGUGAUAGCAUCAUCAAGGAAUUAGGGGACGGAUUCAAGCCCAAGAAUUUGAAGAUAAUGACUUUCUAUGGUUGUAAAUUCUUCAAAAAGAUUCCUGAUUUUUCAAGCAUCUCAAAUUUGAAAGAAUUGAUUGUCCAAUAUUGUAAAAGAUUAGUUGAGGUGCAUGAUUCGGUUGGAUCUUUGAAAAAUCUUUCCAAGUUGGAUUUUGAGGGAUGCUCUAAACUCCAAAUUCUUCCAAGAAGCCUUAAGUUGAGAUCUUUAUGUGAGCUUAAUCUUGGAAGUUGCUCAAGCCUUCGUGAUUUUCCUGAAAUUGAGUGUAAAAUGGAAUGUUUAAGGACGUUGAGUUUAUAUAGCACUGCAGUAGAAGAACUACCUUCAUCCAUCAGGAAUCUAGUUGGACUUGAGGAAUUAACUCUAUGGUACUGCAAAAACCUUAUGCGUCUCCCAAUUGCUUUAAUCCAGUUGCAACAUUUACGCGAGCUUAGUAUUGGUGGUUGUACAAAAUUGGUGAAGAAGAUGAGGGAUGAGGGACAAUCCCUUGAUCUGCACAAUGAUUCUACAACAAUUGAAGACGAGAUAUCAAAUUCAAGUAAUGGGAGCACUGCAUUACAAGUACCGAAUCUUCAAAUUAGUUGUUCCCAUUCAGAAUCAAAUUUCUUUACACUAAAUAGUUUCUUUACCAUGUUUAAUUCCUCGGCCACUUUGCAUAAGUUAAAUCUAUGCGGACUUGAAAUUGUUAGCCUUCCCACGAACAUCAAAGAAUUCGUUACACUAACUUAUCUUGACUUGCGCGGUUGUCUGAAACUCAAAGAAAUAGCAGAGCUUCCUCCAAAUAUAAGUCACGUAAGUGUUUCGGGAUGCAAGUCAUUAGAGAGAUUUUCAGAAGUAUCAAAAAUAUUGGAAUUCAAUGGAAGCCACAUCAGAUCACUGUGUUUCAUUGAAUUGACCAGCUGCGACAAAAUGCAUGUGAAUAUAUGGAAUGAUGAAGUGCAAAAUCCUUUAUUGUGGAAGGGACUCUAUGAUUAUGAUGCUACUUUGUUUCCAAAAAAUCAUAUUCCAGACUGGUUCAAUUAUGUUCAUGAGUUUUUAAAAUAUAAUGAAAUGGUGAAGGGGCUUGAUGAUGAUGCCCAACCGAAGAAAAAAGAAGAGUGGGUAAUAGAUAUUGAGGGGCCGCACUAUUUGGAGGAGAUAAGCGGAAUUGUAUUAUAUCUUGUAAUAUUUUUUAAAGAUGCUUGGAUGUGGAAUAGAAUUAGUGGUGAGGCUAAGAUAACCAGUAACAGCUCAAAUCAUGUAUGUCGUAUGCAAGAAGGGGUAGAAUUGGUUAAUACGGGUUUGUUUGAAGCGGCACAUAAGACUGGAUAUGAUGUAUGGGUGGGGUACUCCAAUUUACAAUCUUUUGACCUCAAGGUUUUGGACAAUUUGCGAGUUCAAUUUGAUCUCCAUCAUGAUUACGGACGGAUAGUGGGGUUUUAUAAAAGUUGCAGAGCCAAAGUGUUAUACAAGAAUGAAAGGAGAUCAAAUAAAAAAAGAAGAACGGAUGAAAUAAAUAGAAUGUCGGAUGCAUUGAAGCAAGGCCAUGAUGAUAGUAUGUCAGAUGCAUUGAUGCAGGGCCAUGAUGAUAGCAUGCCGGAUGCAUUGAGGCAAGGCAACUAUCAUAUAAAAAGAUACCUUUCGAGGCUUAUUGCAACAGGCAAAAGGGUAAUGACAUCCCAGAACUUACUAGAGGAAUUAGAUAAAUUAACAGAAGACAAGGGAGACUCAAGAGAGGUUUUGGAGGGCCUACUUGGUUACAUCUUGUGUUCCACCGACCAGGAGGCAGCAGUUGUUCCACCAUAUGUUGCUUUUGCCACAAGACCAAAUCCUGGAUUCUAUGAAUUUGUUAAGGUGAACUCCGAGGACUUGUCAAUAGAAGCUAUCACUGCUUCGGAAUACUUGAGAUUCAGAGAAGUGAUAUUCGAUGAAAACUGGUAAUUAAGUGUGACUUGGGAGAGAAACUGACAUGAAAACCAUUGGGAACAUAAUUUUGCAAUGACUUUAAAUUUUGUAGUUUUCUUGAAAACAUGGAUAUGUAUAGCCUUGAGAUUUAUGUAUUUUUUAGAAAAAAAUGUGUGUAGGGUUUCUUGAAAAUGUGUGUAGGUUUUCUUGAA
Carya illinoinensis is the source of this 2282-nucleotide messenger RNA. Its product is annotated as disease resistance protein RUN1-like. Gene Ontology annotation, molecular function: sucrose synthase activity; ADP binding. The transcript is spliced from 6 exons. The record is from RefSeq and is a predicted model, not a curated record. Bases 133 to 2106 code for a protein of 657 amino acids. Lineage: Eukaryota; Viridiplantae; Streptophyta; Magnoliopsida; Fagales; Juglandaceae. Gene Ontology annotation, biological process: sucrose metabolic process; signal transduction; defense response.